AUGGUCAAUAUAGAAAUAGAUAUACCAUAUGCGGAAUCUUCUAAAAAUGCUGCUAAAAAAGCAAACGAGGACAUAAACAAAGAGCAACCGAAAAAAACCAAGGACCGAUCUUCAAACGGCCAUUUCAAAACUGAAUUAGAAAGAUUCCUUAAAGAUAAAGGUCUUGAACCUGCAAUCCAAAGUGCUGUUAAAAGAAUGACUCGAAUUGUUUUUGAAGGCUCUCGGUUGGCUAACCAAACAGCACUUUAUCACGUAGCACUUG
Molecule: messenger RNA, 262 nt
Organism: Entrophospora candida
Lineage: Eukaryota; Fungi; Glomeromycota; Glomeromycetes; Entrophosporales; Entrophosporaceae
Source: the annotation of a GenBank genome assembly